This is a messenger RNA of Phyllopteryx taeniolatus (common seadragon), 4580 nucleotides long. Its product is annotated as C-terminal-binding protein 2-like. The transcript is spliced from 9 exons. The coding region runs from base 321 to 3878 and encodes 1185 amino acids. The record is from RefSeq and is a predicted model, not a curated record. Gene Ontology annotation, molecular function: oxidoreductase activity, acting on the CH-OH group of donors, NAD or NADP as acceptor; NAD binding; transcription corepressor activity. Lineage: Eukaryota; Metazoa; Chordata; Actinopteri; Syngnathiformes; Syngnathidae.
GUAGACUUGUAGGUUGUGUGCAGUGUUUGUGUGUUUCGUGGUGUUUAUGUGCGGUGUCCUCUUUCCAAACCAGCAUACCCGGAGAUUAAUUAUUCAAGGACUAUCAGCUGGAGCACGGACAUACAAUAUUACAAGUGGAUAUCAGGUGGAACUGCAAAACUCUGCUUCGUCUUCUUUCCUGCUGGUUCCUUAACUGCCUCAAUCUGUUGCGUCUUUUGGUGCUAAUACACACUAAGACUUGAACCAGACAAGAGAACUGCUACAAGUGGAAUACCUUGCUUUUAUGUGGCACUUCUUCUGUCUUUCAUCUUUUUUCUCAAAUGCUCGUCACCAACAAACAGUUAAGUCUCGGUCGCUCCCACAGUUGGGAUACUUUAGGUGGAAAUGAGGGUCAGUGGGACAGGAUUGAGAGUGUCUAUGAGCAGCAGGCAAGAGUAGCUGGCCGGCGGAGCUCUCUGUCAUACGGUGAGGGGGGAGGAGGGUGGUACGAGCCUGCCGCAGGGGUGCGUCCUCCUGACCUGGAUUUGAAGCGGGACCCAUAUUCCUACCAAGACUACAGACAGGUUUACCCAGGGGGUCUGAGGAAAGGUUCUGUGCCAGACCUGAACCCCUACGAACGAGCAGCCAUGGCUCACAGAGGAUCCAUUCCGCACCAAGAUUACUACCCUCACGAUCCGGCCAUGACUCCUCGUGCACCUGAGGGCUUUUAUCGCCCUGAGCACCAGGCUCCACCACCUCACCCUCAUCCGCUCAGUAGGUCAGGCUCUCAUUUUGGCCUGGCACCCGUGGCUCGUGCUGGGUGGGAUCAAGCUCAGGGCGGGAGAGGAGGACCUCAAGCCCCGCCGUCAAAUUUACCUCCUCCUCCGUCUACGCCGACUCAAGAACUGAAUCGGGCUUACAGAGAAUCUGGUGUGACCAAGAUGAUGCCUGACAGUCAGCGCAGACCGUCUAGGGAUACGUCUCCUGCUCACUACAGCAUGGAACAUGCAUCUCCUCGCUAUGCAAAUGAGCCUCCACCUCUGGCCGGUCAGUCUGUCUAUACUGAUGUUAACGGUCGUCCGCUGGACCCGCAACAGCAGGCUGCUACUUGCCUAGUAGUAGAUCCUCCCAAUCAGGGUAUGAUAAUGAGGCAGGAGACAGCCUCCCCCUAUACAAUCCAGCAACAGCAACAAUUGCAGCAGCAACAACAAAUACAACAGCAGCAACUGCAGCAGCAACACCUGCAACAGCAACAACUGCAGCAACAGCAACUUCAGCAGCAACAACUCCAGCAGCAGCAGCAACAGCAGCUUCAGCAGGAGCAGCUGCAACAGCACUUGCAACAGUCUUUGCCGCCUCCCAACACCAUGCUCAUCCCCGAGCCUAAACUUCCCGUGGCAGCUUCACUUCCUCCUCCUUCGCCCGCCCCCGUGCAGCCCACCGCAGUCGCCCAAGUUGCACCUGCUCCUUUGCAGGCAGCGCCAACUCUGGCCCCUCCAAUUCCUCAACCUCCCGUUCCUCUUCCCGCCCCUCCGCCCACGGCCCCGCAGACACCUUUACCUGUGGAUCCCAAGAGGACAGUCGAUCCUGAGUUUCUUGCCCUGUUGCGAAAUGAGGGCAUCUCUGAGAGCACCAUCUCCUCACUUAUCCAGCAGGGAUUUGACUCCACCAGCAUGCUGGCUGUCAUGGAGGAUAAUGAUGUACGCACAGUGGCGCCCAACCUCGGGCAGGCGCGUGUACUUUCUCGCGUGGUCCAAAACUGCAAGCGGCCCGCUGAAGCUCCACCGGCUCCCUCUCAGCCUCAGACACCCGUGCGAGGGCGUUCUAAUAGUUUCAGCCAUCGCUCGGAUGUCUAUCACCAGCAGCAGCACCACCACCAACCUCUACAUCCGCCUCAGGCGUUGAAUGUCGACCCUCUCCUAAUCCCCCCGCAGACACCUGGGGCCAUGCAGACCAUCUCACCAAGGAUGGGGGAGGUAAUAGGCAGAAGGCCCAGUAGCGCACCCUCUCAGCACCUCCUGGAAGCCUCUGGAGGUUACCCAGGCCAACCACCUCGUUCCCCAGGGCCGUAUGUAGGAGCCAUGAUGCCCGUUCAGUCAAGACCAAUGUCUGCAUAUUCAUCAGGGUUGACCAUGCAAGGGUUGCCUAUGCAGGGUAUGCAGAUCAUGUCACAGCAGAUGACUGGAUCGAUGCCUGCUAUAGCUGGUUCCAUUCACCCCAUGCCAGGUAUGCCCCAGCAGAUGCCCGUCUCCAUGCCAGCUUUACCUCAACCGCCACAGCAGGUACCGAAAGCAUACUCUACCAAUUACACGGUGCCCAUGGAGCUGAUGAAGAGGGACCGGAGCGUGUUGCCGUUUUCUCCCAUGCAUAGCCCUCACCCAAAUGCUCAACUGAUACGAAAGGGUGGAGGACCAGCAGCAGAUAAUGCCCUGGUUCCCGUGGGAGGCCCCAUUCAAGGACAAGGCGCUAUGGUUGCUAACCAGAAGCUAAGUCGCCGCACCGGUCCACCAGUCAUCGUGUCCACUAUGGCAUCUCCAGACACAAGUAUCCGGCCGCAGAUCAUGAACGGCCCCAUGCACCCGCGUCCCCUGGUGGCGCUGCUGGAUGGGCGCGACUGCACGGUGGAGAUGCCCAUCCUCAAGGACCUGGCCACCGUGGCCUUCUGCGACGCGCAGUCCACACAGGAAAUACACGAAAAGGUGCUGAGCGAGGCGGUGGGAGCCAUGAUGUAUCACACCAUCACGCUGACCCGAGAGGACCUGGAGAAGUUCAAGGCGCUACGCAUCAUCAUCCGCAUCGGCAGCGGCUACGACAACAUCGACAUCAAGGCGGCCGGAGAGCUCGGUAUCGCCGUGUGCAACAUUCCCUCGGCGGCCGUGGAGGAGACGGCGGACUCGACACUCUGUCACAUUCUCAACCUGUACAGGAGGAACACCUGGCUCUACCAGGCUCUCCGGGAGGGCACGCGGGUCCAGAGCGUGGAGCAGAUCCGAGAGGUGGCGUCGGGGGCGGCCAGGAUCCGAGGAGAGACGCUCGGCCUGAUCGGAUUCGGUCGCGCGGGUCAGGCGGUGUCGAUGCGGGCCAAGGCGUUCGGCUUCAACGUGAUCUUCUACGACCCGUACCUGCAGGACGGCUUGGAGCGCUCGCUGGGCGUGCAGCGCGUCUACACGCUGCAGGACCUCCUCUACCAGAGCGACUGCGUCUCUCUGCACUGCAACCUGAACGAGCACAACCACCACCUCAUCAACGACUUCACCAUCAAGCAGAUGCGUCAAGGUGCGUUCCUGGUGAACGCGGCGCGGGGGGGCCUGGUGGACGAGAAGGCCUUGGCGCAGGCCCUCAAAGAAGGCAGGAUACGUGGCGCCGCCUUGGACGUCCACGAGUCGGAACCAUUUAGCUUUGCUCAAGGUCCCCUGAAGGACGCCCCCAACUUGAUCUGCACGCCGCACACCGCCUGGUACAGCGAGCAGGCGUCGCUGGAGAUGCGCGAGGCCGCCGCCACGGAAAUCCGCCGAGCCAUCACGGGUACAGCGGACUCAACCGAGCGCGCGCAAACACACGUACGCGGGUGGCAAAAGUACUUGCACACUGUAUGCCGAAUCCCCGACAGCCUGCGAAACUGCGUCAACAAAGAGUUCUUCAUCACCUCGGCGCCCUGGGGAGUGAUGGAGCAGCCGCAACCUCACCCGGAGAUCAACGGCGCCGCCUACAGGUUCCCUCCGGGCGUGGUGGGGGGCGUGGCGCCCGGCGGGAUCCCCCGGCCUUUGGAGGGGCUGCUGCCCGGCGGAGUGCCCAUCGCCCACACCCUGCCCCCCGGUACCCACGCGUCCCAGGCCACCUCCCCCAACCAGCCCUCCAAACACGGCGACCCCAGCAGAGAGCACAUGAGCGAGCCGUGACCAAGCGCCACCGCCCCGACCCGCUCAAGUGCCACAAGCACGGACGGAUGCCCGCCGGGCAACGUGUGGCCCCCGCCCCCACUUAUCCUGGAGGAUCCGACGGAGGACGCGCAGAUGAGACUGUCACAUUCCUCCUGGACUUGCAGGAUGGAAUUCCCAUUUUCCUCUCCCUCCUCUCGCCCUCCUUCAAGGUUUUCCUUCAUUCCAGCAGCAAACGCGUCUGGUGUCGUUUUUGAUUUGUUCCUUCUUCUUUCAAUGUUGUGUUGCAAGUGUUGUUCUGUUUCUGCAAGUGUUACCACGUGUGAUUUUUAGCCGGAGUCGUCGUCUUUAAGGGAAAAAAAACAAAACAUUUUUAAGACCAAAUCAUCCAUUCAGUAAAUUAUAUUUGCAUCAUCAUGAACUAGAAAAGGAAUAAAAACAAAAGCAACAAUUAAAUUCAAGCCAUUCUCAAGUCAUAUCUGAAUAGACACCGAUCUGCAUUGUUUCUUUUCUUCCUUUUUUUUUCAUUUAGUUGAUGUGCAGUUUGGUUGUUAAAUGUUCUUAAAUCAUGUGACCACUCCUAUUUUUUUUUCUUUUUUUUAGCGUGACUGUGUUUGUUCUUGUACAAGGUGAACAUACGGUAUAACAUUACAUGAAGUGCAGCUGGAAACCACCAAUAAAAAAAAAAAAUGUAAAAAAAAUACAUGCUGUUCUGAUUGAGAA